AUGUCCCCUGUCACAAAGAUGUCCCCUGUCACAAAGAUGUCCCCUGUCACAAAGAUGUCCCCUGUCACAAAGAUGUCCCCUGUCACGAAGAUGUCCCCUGUCACAGCCCCAGUUUUCCAGGUGACUGAGAUGCUGGUGAACGUGCUGAACAUCUGCUCAGACGACGAAUUGAUGUCUGAGGCGUCUGACGAUGGCCUGGAAGAAGGUGCAGGAAGCCAAGCAAGGAAAGAGGUGAUCCGCAACAAGAUCCGAGCAAUCGGCAAGAUGGCCCGAGUAUUUGCCGUGCUACGAGAGGAGAGCGAAAGCGUGCUGCAGUUGAAAGGUCUGACCCCGACCGGUGCCCUUCCUCUGGGCGCUCUGUCCGGUGGGAAACAGUCGCUACACAGUGCCCUGGCCGGGUUCUCGCCGAAGCAUAAGAUCAACUCCUUCGCGGAGGCCAAGGGACUGGAUGCAGUGAACGAGAGGAUGCCUCCCCGGCGGGACUUUGCAUCCACCCCCGACGGCACCAGUGACGGCAUCAAGAAGGAGAAUGCCCAUCCAAAGACAUGAAUCCCACUUCCGUGCUAUCUAUUCUCUCGUUCCCCCAUCUCAUAAUUCCCUGUCCUAUGCUUGUUCUUGUGCCAUUAGUCUGAAGAUGGGUUAACCGGUUUGCCCCCGAAAGAUGACAACUUUCCAGGGGGAGGAGAAAACACUGCUAUUGCGUGCCCCAAAACAAAACGCUCCCGUGUGCCCUGAUCUCAUUCACGUCCCUCUGCUGUGCGCACCCGUCUUUGAUGAGACAGAAAGAAGUUAUAUAUAUAUAUAUGAACAGACUUAUACCGAUUUACUAGUUACUGGACUGGCUGCAUCAUGAACAAGAAAGUGAAGUAAACGAGGAGGAAGAAAAAAAAAGACAAAGUGCACGCAAUUUCGGUCUAGUCAAAUUUUUUUGCACGAGAUGUAUGAAAGGUGCAGAAAGUGUUUUUUUUCCCAUGCCCUUCCCUUCUCCAUGUGCUGAUAUUUCUGCCUAUAUCAUGAAAGAGAGUAUUCCUCAUAUUCCCCGAUCUUGCCAACGUCUCGUCGGAGCGAGUCCGUCGACGCGGGACGGUCGGUCCGUCGUCCUCGUCGGUUUCCGACCCUUGUUUUCCUCUUUCUGCAUAUCAAAUUUUCCACCCGUGAGAGAGAUAUCCCCCUCUGGGGAUUCGAGACGAGAACAUCCAUGGGGAACGUCUUUCCGUAUGGGGAGUCCCACAUGAGAACAUCAGAAGGGGAACGUCUUUCACGAUCUGCAAGUCGAGGUGCAGCCCACGAUAUCGGUUUCUGCAGUUGUUUCUGCGUGUGUUUGUGCGAAUUGAUUUUUUUCCUCCCACCCUCUGUGUAUAUAGUGCUAACAAAGGAGUUGUCUCUCUCUUUCUCUUUUCCUUUUUUUUGCCAUCACCCCUGUUUGCAUCCCUCCAUGGCAUCAAUCCAUCCAGCUUUGUCACAUUACUCCCUCUUUUUCUUUUGCACAUUUUCUAUGUGCUUUGUAAUUGAAGCUCAUAUUUCCAUCUACAAAGAAAUUGAAGCCCAUUUUCCAAAAGGCACAGGUGUUAAAGCCCAGUUUUCCACUCGGAAAUGAGAGAUCAGAAUUACCUCUGGCUUCACCCCAUCUGUCUGGUUGAGUUUCAUAUUGAAACUGAAGCCCUUUGCUUGCAGUCUUGUUACUCGACCCUUUUGGCGCUUGGUAUUCACUAACCGUGGUGCAAAAUGAAGCUAUUCUAAGAAAGAAGAGUUCCCCCAGCUUUUGCGUUUGCGUGUGCGAGUGUUCACCUUGGGAAGCAAUCCUCAAGAUCAUCCUGUCACAAUAGCAUGCUCUCUCUUUAUCUCUCUCCGAGUUUUUUCCUCGUCCUUCUCUGAGGGACUUUAAGAGAUUCUAUGUUCAUAUAAUUGCAAUUAUUGCUAUUCUUUCCAUUGUUCUCAAGUUUACAAAGAACCUAAUAAAAACAUUUAUUAUGGGUUA
Messenger RNA from Darwinula stevensoni, 1978 nucleotides. The record is from the annotation of a GenBank genome assembly. NCBI's taxonomy places the organism in Eukaryota, Metazoa, Arthropoda, Ostracoda, Podocopida, Darwinulidae.